This is a messenger RNA of Suncus etruscus (white-toothed pygmy shrew), 498 nucleotides long. It is a transcript of the gene NDUFA11, whose product is annotated as NADH:ubiquinone oxidoreductase subunit A11. The coding region runs from base 40 to 465 and encodes 141 amino acids. NCBI's taxonomy places the organism in Eukaryota, Metazoa, Chordata, Mammalia, Eulipotyphla, Soricidae. The record is from RefSeq and is a predicted model, not a curated record. Gene Ontology annotation, biological process: mitochondrial respiratory chain complex I assembly. The transcript has 4 exons.
UGGCCGCUGCCCUUGGUCGCGGGGAGCCGCCGAGCAGCCAUGGUGGGGACGCUCUUCCGCCGCUACUGGGACAUCCCCGACGGCACCGAGUGCCACCGCAAGACCUACGCCACCACCGCGAUGGGCGGCGCCGCGGGCCUCACUGCCUCUGCCUACAGCGUAGCGCUGCGGCCCCCCAGCUCCAUGCUCGAGGGGAUAGCGAGGACCGGCCGCUACACGUUCACAGCAGCUGCCAUCGGUGCCAUAUUCGGCCUCAGCACGUGCGUCAGCGCCCAGGUCAGGGACAAGCCCGAUGACCCCCUCAACUAUUUCAUCGGGGGCUGCGCUGGGGGCCUGACCCUGGGAGUGCGCACUCACAGCUACGGGACCGGCGCGGCUGCCUGCGCGUACCUGGGCAUGAUGGCGGCGCUGAUGAAGAUAGGCAAGCUGGAGGGUUGGGAGCUCUUCCCCGACCCCAAGGUCUGAGAUGCGUGCCCCAAUAAAACGUGUGUUUCUGGG